Molecule: messenger RNA, 3189 nt
Organism: Penicillium crustosum
Lineage: Eukaryota; Fungi; Ascomycota; Eurotiomycetes; Eurotiales; Aspergillaceae
Exons: 2
Coding region: 1-3189 (1062 amino acids)
Biological process (GO): mitotic spindle organization; cell population proliferation
Cellular component (GO): cytoplasm
Source: RefSeq, a predicted model, not a curated record
AUGCCAAAUCCACUCUCGCCCCUCUCAUCUUCCUACCAGAAUGCGCGCGCACAAUCUCAAAUGGCGAAUUCUUCGCCCUUUCUUCACAAGACCCUUGACCAACCCUCAGAACAUGUUGCCCCUUCAAGUCCAUUGAAAAAAGGAUGGACAGGCCACGCGGCGCCGAGUCCGAAUACCUAUGAUGAAAACGAAGCCCACUACCCUAACGAACCCGAGAACGAGUAUGAACACGAGAAUGACGAUUUCAAUGAUGCCGAGUCAUAUCAACCCGGCGCCAGCUCACCGUUCCAGUUUGAUGGUCGCGAAGAUACCGUGGAUUUCCAGAAGCUGCGCGAAAUGCGACAGACCUCGUCCCAGUCACACCCACAACUUGAACCGCUAGAGGAGGAGAGCCCUAUGAGCUCUCCAUUCCGUCCACAUGCAAUGGAAGAUACAGUUGAUUUUCGAGGGUUGCGUGAAGUGCAGCCCAUGUCACCUGGCUUGGACAAGCGGCUGGAUCUAGGGGAGCCAAUAAGCUCUCCCUUCCGUCCUAACGCCAGUGAAGAUACAGUGGAUUUCCAAAAUAUGCAUAGAGAGCAACAGUCGUCUCCCCUACCAUGCCCACAACUUGAGCCGCUGCAGGAGGAGAGCCCCGGAAGUUCGCCGUUCCGACCUCAUGUCCGAGAAGAGACAGUGGAUUUUCAAAAACUGCGCGAGGUCCAGCCCAUGUCUCCUGGAUUGGGACGGCGGCUAGCUCUAGAGGAUCCAGAAAGCUCCCCGUUUCGCCCUGAUGCGCGGGACGAGACGGUUGACUUCGAUCGCUUGCGCGAAAUGCAGAAUGACUCGCCAAUUCCUAAAUCGCGGCCAUUGCCCGAUCCCGCUAGUUCACCUUUCCGCCAUGAGGCAAGAAACAUAACAGCCGAUCCAUCGGAACAAGAUGAUAUGCAACAAGAUCCGUCAAUGGUGUCUAAGUAUCCUUCGCCUAUUGUGGCACCGAACUCGCCCAUCGGCCCUGAAAUACUAGAGACGCCGGCUGAUUCACCGAAGCUGCGCGAGUUGAAACAAGACUCACCGGUGGCGUCUAAGCGUUCAUCAUUUGCUGCGGAAUCGAACUUGCCCGUCUGUGCCGAAGCAGCAGAGACAGUUGAUUCUCCCAAGGUACAUGCACAUGUAAAGUCACCGGUAGCAUCCAACUCCUCUUCCCCUAUUCCAGGACCUACUUCAUCCUUCCGACCGAGUCCCAAGGAAAGCACCAUCGAUCUUCAUGAGUCGCGCCAGAUUUCUCGUGCAUCACUUGGGGUGAGUGACCAGCGCUCAGUUGCAGCAACUCCCCGCAAAAGAUCUUAUGACCAAACACCCCAGGAUCUGGAGGACGAUUUACAGAUGAAUGAGCGCCAUAAGAAGGGUAUGGUGAGUCGGCCAGAUGCACCAGCGAUUCACAUCAAUGCCGAAGAGGAGCCGAGUGUACUCCAUGACCAGAGCGUCCUCUCCACUACAAGUGCCGUCCACGACCGAUCAGCAAUUGGCAACAGCAUGAUAGAGGACAGACGCAAUGAAGGAAUGAGCACAGUACUCCAUGAAGAUGGCGACAAAGAGAAUAUCUCACAUGAGAAUUCGAUGGUCGACGACUCAAUGGAUGACACUUGCUUGAGCACAUUCUCCGCCAUGCCUGACAUGACUACAUUUGCAAAGCUUCGCGCCCAGUCGCCGAUGAAGUCAAUGCGAGACAGUGUCGCCCCUAGCCCAGCUCCCACUAGGGACGGGCAUCGACACAGUGUUGAUCCAACCACCCCGGGAACCGGUCGCAGGGCAUACAGGGCGAGUGCCUAUCUAGAUGGAAAUUCGCCAAUGGGAUCGCCUACACCGAGACCCAGAGGCCCUCGGGACAUGGCUCAUCCAGUUGACUCUACCAAUCUUCUUGAUUUCUCCGAUCAAAUGAAUUUCUUCCCUCGUCAAUCUAUGCCAAGUACUCGCUUCUCCCCCUCGCGGCGUUCGCCUAUGCGAUCUGCCCGGCAAUCCAUUCGAUCUCCCGGGAAGAUGUCGUCCCUGCUGGACUUUGAUAUUCCGGCUGCACCUACACCUCGAUCCAUUCCCACAGUCACUCCCCCUGGCAAAGAGGCCGAGGUUGCCAGCCUAAAGCAAGCAGUAGCAGACGCGGAGAGACGAGUCGGUGAAGCGCUGGAAGAAGUACGCAACGAAGCCGCCGGCAAAGAGGUGCUGGAGAUGGAACAGGCCGAGUGGGAACGUCGAGUUAAUGAGAUGGAAACUGUUCUGCGGUCUGCCCGCUCCGAACUAGUGGAGGGAGAGCGUGAGCGUGACCGUCUGUCCCGAAAGGCAGAAGAGGCCGAGAAAAACAAGGAGACUUUAGAAGGCAAAGUUGUCGAGCUCGAAAGUCAGCUUUCCGCUGCACGUGCUGCGGCUGUGUCUAGCACUAGUAAGGCUAGCUCAUCUCACAAGUCUUCCAACUCGGCUGAGGAUACUGCUCGCGAAGUUCAGGAUGCCGUGGAAAAGGUCGCUCGUGAGCUUCAUGUGCUCUACAAGGGCAAGCACGAAACUAAGGUUGCGGCCUUGAAAAAGAGCUACGAGUCUCGCUGGGAGAAACGUUUGCGUGAGGCAGAGAAGAAACUCACUGCUGCACGCGAGGAGAAUGAACAUCUCCGUGUCGAACGUGAUACUGCGCAAUCCGAUUCAAUGGGCGCGGCUAACAACAGUUACUUCGCUCGCGAGAAUGACGAGCACGAGGCCGAGAAGCGUGCCAUGGAGGCCCAGAUCAAGGGUCUGCAGCGAGAAAUGGCUGCUCUGAAGGACGAUACCGAACGAAUUCGUGCAAAUCUGGAAUCCGAACGUGCCGAGAAGGGCGAGCUUGUUGCUGCUGUUGACGAGUGGCUAGCCAUGCAGCAGGCGCCCGUCCCAUCUCAACCUCGAGACCGCGAGCCCUCUGUGGCAUCUUCUGUGCACAAUGACCACGUUGACGAACCAGCUCGACCAUCUCGCGAAGUCACCCCCGACGACUUCCGUCUCAGUGUCAGUCGUUCUGUGUCUGGAAGCAUCCGUCCCCCUGCCACUACGGAAAAGAGGAUCCCUAGAUUCGGUGCUCCCGGCGGUCAUUCUCGUGGUAAUAGCGGUGGCAGAUCUGGCAUUGCAAUGCCUACUCCCGGCCGAGGCGGGAUUAUGAGUUCAAUUGAGAGGAUGGGCCGUGGUGGUGUUUAG